CACAAAAAUAAACGUCACUUCCGUUUUUGGCUUCCAAACAGAAAAGGAAUUUUUCGAAAUCCAUGAACUUACAGUGUUUGAUUGUUUGUUUGCCUUUACAUCUUUCGAUGGAGUCAGAAGUGUUUUCUGGUCAAUUUCAAAAAGUCUCUUUACCAGAGACUCAGCUGGACUUCUUCGGUCAGCCGUACUCCGUGUCCGUGCUUAAAGUCGGCUACUGUUCUCCUCAGACCGACGGGACGUUCAAAGCCGACGGGACCAUCACCCUUCUAACGGGACCCAGGACUGUCCUCGUCGACACAGGAGGACCGUGGGACCGGGACUUUCUUCUUAAGUCCUUGAAGGAGAGAGGUUUGGAACCAAGACACAUUGACGUUGUAGUGGGGACUCACGGACAUUCAGACCACGUUGGAAAUUUGAAUCUUUUUUCACCAGCAGUGAUGAUUGUGGGAUUUGAUGUCAGUGAAGGAGACACAUACCGUCCCAACAAGCUGGCAGAAGGACACAUUUACUCGAUCGAUGAGCAUGUAUCUGUAGUUCCCACUCCAGGCCACACAGGACAAGACGUCAGUGUCCAAGUAAAGGGAACAUCAGCGGGCACUGUGCUUGUUGCAGGGGACUUAUUUGAAUGCUGCUCAGAUGAAAACACUUGGCGGGAUCUGAGUAUGAACGUUGCAGUACAAGAAGUUAACCGCCAGGAGGCGCUAUGUAGUGCAGACGUCAUCAUCCCUGGGCAUGGGCUCCCAUUCAGAGUCCUCAGGAACUAAUCACCUGGACAUCAAGACUGGGUUAUGUAAGAAAGUGACAAUUCAUUUUCCAGCCUAAGUGAAUACAUCAUGCAAUGGUGUCAUACUGAGAAUUUUAUUAGUAUUUUUCCAACCAUACAAGGUGAUCUCACUGAGUAGCACACACCUUAAUCAUUUGGUUACACACGGCAACAACUACACUUGUUAUACAUUUACAACUGUCAAAUUAUAUCUAAUGAGUAGCAUGUCAGUAUAACUCUUGGCUACCAGUAUUCACAUCUAUAUGUUUGCAACAUGGUGGGAGCUUAGACUUCAGCCAAAACAGACUUUCAAUUUUCAGUUAUUCUGUAAAUCACCUGUGAUAUGUGUUAUACAAGUUUAAAUGAAAUUCUCACCUCACCACCAAAAUUCAAAACAAAAUAGUGGAUUAUUUGAAAUAUAUAGGAAUUUAUGGUUUAACGUCAGGCAACAUUUCAGAUUCACUUUAGGUUAGGGUCAGGGUUUUAGCUUAUUCAUUGCUGGUUUAGUUAUUGUAGUGAUGUUCUUAAAGACAUAUGUAAACCAGGGGAUAUUUUUACAAAGUGACGCAAACUUUGAAAAUCAACUUGAACCCUGAGUUGAUGUCAGUGUGUUGUGAUAGUUGACAGACUUCUUUAUGUUCUAAAAGUGAAAUGUGCCGACCUGUUCUUAAAACUUUACAGAAUCACUCAGACUUUUCAUAGAAACAACAGCUCUUUUAAUAUUUGUGAAAGAUAAUUUGCAGUGUAAAAGCUUGAAAACUCAUGAUGUUACAUUGUGAUACUUGUGCUGGAGGUAAACAUGAUUGUCAGCUGCUUUCACUGUUGCUUUUAUUAUUGAACUAUGACAAGUUGUGUAUGUGUAUUGAUACCAUCUAUUAAGACUAGCAACCUAUGGCAGCAACACUAAAGAAAGAGAAUUUGUUUCUUAAGAUAAAACCAUGACUUUGGUCCAUUCAUUCAGACACUGCCAUUCAAAAAACAGCAACUUACACACAUGCGACCAUUACAACACUUUCUCACACAUGUACACACACAUGCAGACAUCAUGUGCUCACUUUUAACUGUGUAUUUUCUCAGUACUUUGAAUCACCAGUGGCAGAAGUGUUCUCUCAUGCUAAACGUUCUAUCAACCUCAACACACACCUUAGCCUUCUUUAACGAUACCAAUACUGGAUCAUUCUGCCUCAAUUCACUGAAUGCCCCACACCUGACCAUCUUCAGUUUGACAGAUUUUUUUUUUAAAAUGGUGAAUAUUUAUUCAUUUGACCAUGUGUAAAAUCUGAUGUCACAGGCAACAUUACUUUCAGAUCAUGUUGAGUUUUGCAUUCUUCGUGCCAAUCUGUGGAUCCAUGUUCGAAGUGCCAUAACUUAAGAAAUAAUGUCGCUGAAGACCUGAAUUGUGUAGGCUCAUUGAUAUGUGCACAUGGUCUUCAAAGGUACAAUCCUGCUUUGAUAGAAUAAUACAAAUCAGUUAAAUUAUGGGGUAAAUUUGGUCAGAAAAUGUCCAUGUUUUUUUCUAUUCUGAUAUUCCACCAAUCAUAAAACCUUCAUUUUUCACCCAAAGACACUGAUUUUUUUCCCCCUUUGAUUGACACCAAUAGGAGCUUAAAAAUGCAGAAUAAGGUACCAUGCAGAGGCAUACUUCAUGAGGAAACAGUAUUGAAAUGACAUGCCUUAAGCAGGUAUGAUGGUGAAACCAUUCCAAGAAUGUCCCAACUGGAGGAGUUAUAUAAUAUUGUUAUUGGGCUUAAAGAAAAAUCAUGGUUUUCCAACUCAGUGCUUCAAAUAAUUCUAUGAAAAAUGGUGCCAUAAGAAAUUUAGUCCACGCGUCAUAUUUUUACUUGUUUUUGAUUUCUUUAUCAAGAUCUGUUUUAAUUCAUUAUGAACUUCUUGGCAAAGACUUCGUCACCGUAAACACUGUGUUGGGAAAGUUAGCAUUAAUACAUGGCGUGCUGAUAUCAGCAUUAAGUGAUUACAUUUGAAAAUUAAGUGAAUUUGGACUCCAUAAUCCGUAAUGUAGUGUCACACUGUAAUUUUCUCUGGAUCCCUGAUCAAUCUGAUCAGCGAUGACAUGUAUAGCCAUGUCAUCAUUCAACUGCUGGCUGUUGAAAUGGUAACCAGAAAACUGUGUUGGAUUAAUAGAUAAGUUUCUUAGAAAAACCUGGUGUUAUUAGGAGAGAUGCUGUUCAACCCCCUUUCGAAUGGUGCAGCUCUUGUAUUUAUCAAUAUAGCACAAAUUUAUGAGAAACCUUAAACUGUUACAGAGGUGAAACCAGGAAGCAGAACUGCAGUCUUACAUGCUUCUCUGCCGCUUUUUUAAGGCCAUUACUCUCACAACACCUUAUAGAGACUAUCUGCACCCCAACCUUCAUAAGUAUAAAAUAUAGAGGAGCUGUACAUAAGCCCUAAUUUAAAUUAAUAAUACCACUAUAUUAUUAUUACCAAAAAAAAUGGGCAAAUUAUUAAAUAUUAAAUAUCUCUCAUUGAAGUAUCCUUUAGUUAAUGAUCUGAUAACAAAUUAUUGACUCACUGAAACCCAGUUGCAGCAUAAAAGUUGACAAGUCAGUUGUUGUAUAUCAGCCACCUGCCCCUUACUCAUUUUAUCUGAAUUCCCAGAGUUCUUGGCUGAUUUAGUGCUCAGUACAGAUAAAAUCACUGUAGAGGGUGACCUUAAUAUCCAUGAAAAUGCUGCAGUGUUAGACAUGAUCAGCCUCUAUUAACAGGCUAUAUGCCACAGGCUUUUAAUGUUGCUGUAAUCAAACCACUACUCUUGAUCUACUGUUUGUCUAAAAUAGUUGAAAAAAACUGCUGUAAGCAAACUAUUUCAUCAGAAAUGCUUUCAGUCGGGAUUUAGAAUGCGUCACAGUACAGAAACAGCAGUAGUGAAAGUCACCAAUGAUUUUCUUGAAGCUUCAGCGAUGGGCUUGUCUCUGUACUGGUGUUUGUUGCUGUCCAUGUUUGUUAGCUUUGCCCUGACCCACAGAAUUGGACAGAGAGACAAAGAGAAAUGUUUCAGACUUAUUAUUUCUGUGGCCUUACCUUAUUGGCCUUACUACAGUCAGAUAUAUCAGUGGAUCAACUGCCUUUUAAAAUAUAUCUGUCUUUGUAUUUUUUCCUUUCUUCUCCUGAUAAAGUAAACUGCUCUCUCACUUCAA
This is a messenger RNA of Amphiprion ocellaris (clown anemonefish), 3918 nucleotides long. It is a transcript of the gene mblac1, whose product is annotated as metallo-beta-lactamase domain containing 1. NCBI's taxonomy places the organism in Eukaryota, Metazoa, Chordata, Actinopteri, Pomacentridae. The transcript is spliced from 2 exons. The record is from RefSeq and is a predicted model, not a curated record. The coding region runs from base 63 to 764 and encodes 233 amino acids.